GGAACGGACGCAGGGAGCAGAGGCAGACCGAGUGACAGCGUCUGAGUCCCGGGGAGGAAUAUCACGGAGCCUCCGUGGAGGAAAAUCCUGCAACGCGGACAAGAUGCCGAAUAAAACCAAGAAGGAGAAGGAAUCGACCAAAUCUGCCAAAAGCAGCACGAAGAACAACAACAGCAGCAAAGAUGGACCUUCGGAGAACUCAGAGGAGUCCCAGCAGCAGCAGAGUGGCAGUAAGCGUCCCAGUAACAGCACGCCGCCUCCCACUCAGCUCAACAAGAUCAAAUACUCUGGCGGUCCUCAGCUGGUGAAGAAGGAGCGGCGCCAGAGUUCAUCUCGCUUCAGCCUGACCAAGAACAGAGAGCUGCAGAAGCUCCCAGCGCUCAAAGAUGCGCCCCCGGUGGACCGGGAGGAGCUGUUUGUGCAGAAGCUGCGGCAGUGCUGCGUGCUGUUUGACUUUGUGAGCGACCCGCUCAGCGACCUGAAGUACAAGGAGGUGAAGAGGGCGGGGCUUAACGAGAUGGUGGAGUACAUCACGCACAACAGCGACGUGGUGACGGAGUCCAUCUACCCCGAGGCCGUCGUCAUGUUCUCCGUCAACCUGUUCCGGACCCUUCCUCCGUCCUCCAACCCCACCGGAGCCGAGUUCGACCCCGAGGAGGACGAGCCCACGCUGGAGGCGGCCUGGCCACACCUGCAGCUGGUCUACGAGUUCUUCCUCCGCUUCCUGGAGUCUCCCGACUUCCAGCCAAACGUCGCCAAAAAGUACAUCGACCAAAAGUUUGUUCUGUCGCUUCUGGAGCUGUUCGACAGUGAAGACCCCAGAGAGAGGGACUUCCUGAAGACCAUCCUCCACCGGAUCUACGGCAAGUUCCUGGGGCUGAGAGCCUACAUCCGGCGCCAGAUCAACAACAUCUUCUACAGGUUUAUCUAUGAGACAGAGCAUCACAACGGGAUUGCUGAGCUGCUGGAGAUCCUGGGAAGCAUCAUCAACGGCUUCGCUCUGCCCCUCAAAGAAGAACACAAGAUGUUUCUGAUCAGAGUUUUACUGCCGCUGCACAAAGUCAAGUCUCUGAGCGUCUACCACCCCCAGCUGGCGUACUGCGUGGUCCAGUUCCUGGAGAAGGACAGCAGCCUGACGGAGCCGGUGAUCAUGGGCCUGCUGAAGUUCUGGCCCAAGACUCACAGCCCGAAGGAGGUGAUGUUCCUGAACGAGCUGGAGGAGAUCCUGGACGUCAUCGAGCCGUCCGAGUUCGUCAAAGUCCAGGAGCCGCUCUUCAGGCAGCUCGCCAAGUGUGUGUCCAGCCCGCACUUCCAGGUUGCAGAGCGCGCCCUGUACUACUGGAACAACGAGUACAUCAUGAGUCUGAUCAGCGACAACGCAGCCAAGAUCCUCCCCAUCAUGUUCCCCGCGCUCUACAAGAACUCCAAGAGCCACUGGAACAAGACCAUCCAUGGGCUGAUCUACAACGCCCUGAAGCUCUUCAUGGAGAUGAAUCAGAAGCUGUUUGACGACUGCACGCAGCAGUAUAAGGCCGAGAAACAGAAAGAGAAGUACAAGCUGAAGGAGAGGGAGGAGAUCUGGCAUAAGAUCGAGGAUUUGGCCCGUCAGAACCCACAGAGUAACAAGCUCCACCCACUUCGCCCUGGACUCCACCCACAGGAAGAGUACAUGCUGUACAGUGACAGCUCAGUGGCCGUUUACUCGAUGGAAACCGAAACUCCGACAGCUGAAGAUAUCCAACUGCUGAAGAAGACAGUAGAGAGCGAGGCCUCCCAGGGGCUGAAGGACCUGAAAAAGGAGAAGGCUCUGGUGAGGAAGAAGUCGGAGCUGCCGCAGGACGUCUACACCAUCAAAGCCCUGGAGGCUCACAAGAGAGCUGAGGAGUACCUGACAGCCAAUCAGGAGGCGCUCUGACCGGAGGGGGGCGGUCCGUCCCCAGCCUGACUGCGACCCCGUCCUGUCCGAGUCUCCGGGCCGGAGCCGACGCUGCGUCCACCACACGUAGGACACUGUAGAAGCUCGUCUGUCCUCGUGCGUCUCCACUGUGAUUGGACAUCUGCUUCAUGUCACUCGCGUCCGCCUGCAGCGCCGUCACACCACACACUGCCCAGCCUCUCCAGCACAGGCCCCGCCCCCAUCCAGGCCACGCCCCCUCACCUGUGGGGUGACAUCUGAAUGUUCUGGUGAAUUUGAAGCACCUCAUCGUGAUCUCAUACGUCUCCGCACAGGAGAAAUGUCCCCCAGUCCCAAGACGUGGGACGUCCCCACUGCACGUGAACGCACCACGGCUGAGGUCACAAAUCAAGCCUGGAGCCCCGCCGUCCGGAGGCCCGACCAAUCAGCUGUAGGGCUGGGUACCGUUUAACGGAACCUCAGUGGUACUGACCGAAAAACUUCAGCAUAUACUGGUACCGAACACGAGACGCGCGUACGGGGAUCAGUUUCGGUUCUUAAAGCGGCUGCGCGUCAAUAAACAUGCGCGGAAACGAUGGUUCAGUUCUUCUCUUUUACUGAAAAAAUGAUGCAUCGCAUCAUUGAACAUGUCACCACGUCUUACCGGCU
This is a messenger RNA of Salarias fasciatus (jewelled blenny), 2563 nucleotides long. It is a transcript of the gene ppp2r5d, whose product is annotated as protein phosphatase 2, regulatory subunit B', delta. Gene Ontology annotation, cellular component: cytosol; protein phosphatase type 2A complex; nucleus. Bases 104 to 1915 code for a protein of 603 amino acids. Gene Ontology annotation, molecular function: protein phosphatase activator activity. Gene Ontology annotation, biological process: protein dephosphorylation; signal transduction. The record is from RefSeq and is a predicted model, not a curated record. The transcript is spliced from 17 exons. Lineage: Eukaryota; Metazoa; Chordata; Actinopteri; Blenniiformes; Blenniidae.